GGCGUUGCCACAGGGACGGGAUGUGUUGCCCCAGCAACCGCUGCAGCAACGACGUCUGCAUGGCCGACGCCGCCGUCACGUCUCAGAUGAUCCCCGACCACGACGGAGGGAGGACAGCUCCGUCCCGAGGGUGGAGGAAGAGAGGCAGGGCGGAGGUCAAAGGCCAGCUGGGCGCCCCCUGUGUGCGCUCCCCCGACUGCUCCCCGGGGCUGUGCUGCGCGCGACACUUCUGGACCCGCAUCUGCAAACCCGUGUUGCAGGGGGGACAGGUUUGCACGCGACACCGCCGCCGGAAGGGAACCCCCGGCCUGGAGCUGUUCCAGCGCUGCCCCUGUGGCGACGGGCUGCGCUGCAGGACGCCAAGGCGGCCCGGACCCCGCUCUUCAUCGACGUCGUCUUCGAUGGCGGCGGCGGCAGCGAAGUCCAAGUUCACGGCGCCCUCGUCCCACCGCGCGGCGCCGCUGUCCUUGUCGGCAAAGUCCUCCUCCUCCUCGUCUUCGAAGGCCAGACUCCACGUGUGCCAGGAGAACUGAAGAGAAGAAGAGCGAGGGGAGGGGCCUAAACCACCUGGUCACACCGAUAAGCCCCGCCCCAAAAAAACACUCAUCGCUAACGAGCUUCCUGUCGCCGCCUAAACUCUGUGAGCGAGACGAGAGAAACUUCAAAGACAUCAACAUGUAAACACUUUGUUACUUUAUCAACAUGUAAACAUGUUGUUACUUUGUCAACAUGUAAACACUGUUACUUCAUGUCAACAUCAACAUGUAAACAUGUUGUUACUUUGUGUCAACAUCAACAUGUAAACACUUUGUUACUUUGUGUCAACAUGUAAACACUUUGUUACUUUGUGUCAACAUGUAAACACUUUGUUACUUCAUGUCAACAUCAACAU
This is a messenger RNA of Pseudoliparis swirei, 892 nucleotides long. Its product is annotated as dickkopf-related protein 2-like. Gene Ontology annotation, biological process: negative regulation of canonical Wnt signaling pathway. The transcript is spliced from 3 exons. Gene Ontology annotation, molecular function: receptor antagonist activity; co-receptor binding. The record is from RefSeq and is a predicted model, not a curated record. Lineage: Eukaryota; Metazoa; Chordata; Actinopteri; Perciformes; Liparidae. Bases 21 to 533 code for a protein of 170 amino acids.